UGGCUGGGGAGGGGUUUUAACUUUUGAACAUGUUCGUUUAGAAAAACUGAAAGGCUUUUGUCAUCCUCGUAAACAGGGACUCUCUCUCUCUCUCUCUCUGAUUCUCUUUCUGCGUUUUGUCUCUAAGCUGUAACAUUGUCUAGGACAGUGCAAGAGAGAAAUGGACUCAAAACCCAACUCAUUACUCAUUGGUUCUCUCACUCACUCUCACUCUCUCAUCCCCUCAUUUCAAAUUUGAAUACCCUUUUUCACCCUUUCCUUUUGGGUCUCUACGCUCAGCUCUCUUCACGCCCGCGUCUCUCUCGCCCUUCUUUGACCACCUCGGUCUCACCCCCACCCACCUUGACCUCAUCAUCCUCUCACAUUUUAAACACAACAAAAUCCCUUCUCUUAGACCUUUCAUCAAACACUUUUUAAAAAACUUAAAAAUUCCUUAUAUCUCCUUCCCUCAGGCAUGGAUAAACCAGUCCAUAAUAGUGAAAAUAAUGGCACCCAAUCCAUCACUAGCAACCUUCAAGACCUUAGUUUCAAUGCCAGUGUUAGCACCAGUCUUUGUAGCAGUACAGUUUCUGGGUCUGAUAUCAGUGUGAGUAGCAGCAACAUGAGCAAUGCCAGCACUGUUGAGGCUCACAAGAAUGCUGAACCUGUAGUGGACUGUGAGGAAAGUGAGAUGAGUAGUUUGAGUUAUGCAAGUAAAUCUAACAGCUUUGAUGGAAAUGAAUCAAGCUUUAGGAGUUUUCACCCUUCAAAGCCUCACAAAGGCAAUGAUAUUAGAUGGGAUGCCAUUCAGUGUUUAAAAGCUAAAGAUGGGGACUUGGGUAUAGGGAAUUUCAGGCUUUUGAAGAAGCUUGGAUGUGGGGAUAUUGGGAGUGUGUAUUUGGCUGAGUUAAGAGGGAUGGGUUGCUUGUUUGCAAUGAAAGUUAUGGAUAAGGCUAUGUUGGCUGGGAGGAAGAAGCUUGUGAGAGCUCAGACUGAGAGGGAUAUAUUGGGUUUGUUGGACCAUCCAUUCCUUCCAACCCUUUAUUCUCAUUUUGAGACUGACAAGUUUUCUUGCUUGUUAAUGGAGUUUUGCAGCGGUGGUGAUCUUCACACGCUCCGGCAACGCCAGCCGGGCAAGCAUUUUGCGGAGCAGGUAGCAAGAUUUUAUGCUUCUGAAGUGCUUCUUGCGCUUGAGUAUUUACACAUGAUGGGAGUGGUGUACAGGGACUUAAAGCCUGAAAAUGUAUUGGUAAGGGAGGAUGGGCACAUCAUGCUCUCUGAUUUUGACUUAUCCUUAAGAUGCUAUGUGAAUCCCACCCUUGUUCAAUCCAGUGUAGAUCCAUCAUGCCGGAUAUCUUCUUACUGUAUUCAGCCAUCAUGCAUUGAUCCAGCUUGCAAAUUACCCGUUUGUGUGGGGCCUUCUUGCUUACAACCUUCUUGCUUUAAGCCUAGAUUUUUCAAUUCCAAAAUAACAAAGGCAAGGUGUGAAAGAAUGACAAAUGCAGAUUCACUUCCUGUACUAAUUGCAGAGCCAACUAGCGCUCGCUCUAUGUCAUUUGUUGGAACACAUGAAUAUUUAGCCCCUGAGAUAAUUAGAGGGGAUGGUCAUGGGAGUGCUGUCGAUUGGUGGACAUUUGGUAUUUUCUUGUAUGAGUUACUACAUGGGAGGACACCCUUUAAAGGCAAUGGAAACCGCGAGACAUUAUUCAAUGUUGUUGGUCAACCACUAAAAUUUCCGGACGGAUCAAGUAUCAGCUUUGCAGCUAAGGAUUUGAUCCGGGGCCUGCUUGUAAAGGACCCACAAAAGAGACUAGGAUUCAAAAGAGGUGCCACUGAGAUCAAACAGCAUCCCUUCUUUGAAAGUGUUAAUUGGGCUCUCAUUCGUAGUACUCACCCUCCAGAAAUUCCAAAACCAAUUGAUCUUACAUUUUUGAACAGCGCAUUCAAGUCAUCAGUGCCUCCCAAUGACAAGGGUGCUACUGACUCAGAUAGCUCAUCUGGUCCUUACUUAGAUUUUGAAUUUUUUUAAUGACUUCUAGUAGCCAAAGCAAAAAAGAGGUAAUGGUUAUCCCUGAGGAAGAUUUUUUUUCAUCUUGUCAAUGAAAUUUCAUUCCUUUACAUGAUUAUACCCUUUUUCCUCAUAAAAUUAGAUAUUUAUGGUUCUUUUUCUUGCUUUCUA
Quercus robur (English oak) is the source of this 2158-nucleotide messenger RNA. RefSeq names its product serine/threonine-protein kinase D6PK. The record is from RefSeq and is a predicted model, not a curated record. Gene Ontology annotation, biological process: protein phosphorylation. The transcript has 2 exons. Lineage: Eukaryota; Viridiplantae; Streptophyta; Magnoliopsida; Fagales; Fagaceae. Gene Ontology annotation, cellular component: nucleus; cytoplasm; plasma membrane. Gene Ontology annotation, molecular function: protein serine/threonine kinase activity; ATP binding. Bases 455 to 2008 code for a protein of 517 amino acids.